AUGUCAGACGUUCAAGCCGAGAAACAAGCUGGUGAUAUUGUAAAUGGAUCAACGGAUAAAACGAAGAAAGAAUCCACACCUGUCACGGAGUUCUCAUUUUUUCCUCCACAUGUGUAUGAUGAGCAAGGUUAUUUGAAUCUACUCCGGUACAUCUUAGCCAGUGGAAUAGCACGCCCAGAUCGAACAGGAACAGGUACACUGGCUGUUUUCGGUCCNGCGACGUACUUUCAUUCUCAGGUUUUCUUUCGCGGUAUCGUCGAAGAGCUGUUGUGGUUUAUUCGUGGUUCCACCGAUUCCAAAGAACUUGCCGCUCGAAAUGUUCACUUCUGGGAUGCGAACGCAUCAAGGACAGUUCUGGAUAACCUGGGGUUCCCCAAUAGAGAGGAAGGUGAUCUGGGGCCUGUCUAUGGAUUUCAGUGGCGUCACUGGGGCGCUGAUUAUGUUGACUGCAAGACGGAUUACACCGGACAGGGUGUUGAUCAGUUGGAUGAAGUCAUCCGUUUGAUUCGCGAUCGUCCUUGGGAUCGCCGGAUUUUGAUGGUGGCGUGGAACGUAAAGGACAUUAAACAAAUGGCACUCCCCCCAUGUCACUGUCUGGUGCAGUUUUUUGUUGCCAACGGCGAACUAUCGUGUCAACUUUAUCAGCGUUCAGCUGAUCUGGGUCUGGGCGUCCCGUUUAACGUUGCGAGCUAUUCACUGCUCACCUACAUGAUUGCUCAUAUGACUGGACUCAAACCGGGUGAAUUUGUGCACACCAUGGGUGAUGCGCAUAUCUACUCAAAUCAUCAAGAAGCGUUGACCGAACAGAUCAAAAGAGUUCCGCGACCGUUCCCGAAACUGCGUAUUUUACGAAAUGUGGAUGACAUCAAGGACUUCAAAUUUGAAGAUUUCGAACUGAUUGGCUAUAAACCGUACCCGAAAUUACCCAUGGAAAUGGCCGUCUAA
Echinostoma caproni is the source of this 945-nucleotide messenger RNA. Lineage: Eukaryota; Metazoa; Platyhelminthes; Trematoda; Plagiorchiida; Echinostomatidae. The record is from the annotation of a GenBank genome assembly.